This is a messenger RNA of Adineta steineri, 1977 nucleotides long. NCBI's taxonomy places the organism in Eukaryota, Metazoa, Rotifera, Eurotatoria, Adinetida, Adinetidae. The record is from the annotation of a GenBank genome assembly.
AUGACAUAUCGAUUGUACACGCGUACUCAAGAUUUUGAAUCACUUGGACAAUGUUUCGUUAGUUUUGAUUUAACUGAAUUUGAUUUUCGAUCAAAUCCUCCAUUAUCUUAUUAUGUUAAAUAUUGGUUCAUUGACAUUGACGAUUUGAUCGAUUGUCUCGCCUCUAAGUUUAAUCAAAGAAUCACUUUAAUUAUAUCUGAUCUUGUUAUGCAUAUUACUUAUGAUAUUCUUCGUCCAAUAUUUCCUCAAAUUAUUCAAGUAAUCAUCAUUGGUAAACCAUCGUAUCGAUAUGAAAAUGUUAAAUAUUUUCCUGAUGCUCAAUUACUUGUAGAUCAUCUUUCUUCCGUUGUACGUGAUCGUCAACGUGUUUACAUAACUUUUGAUUCGUGGCCUGUUGAACGAACAUCGUAUGAUUUAAAUAAACAUACUGCCAAAUAUCUUUGGUACGGUUAUUUCUAUUUUAUUCUAUCACGUUUAAAAAAUACUAAUGUAGCACGAGAAGAAAUGUUGGCAAGUAUACAAGCUUUUCAUAUAAAACAAACUGAUAUUGUGAAAAGAACAUGUAUGGAAUUUCAACAAUCAUAUAAUUCAAACGAUAUAAUCAAAUGGUACACUAGAGAAUCUUUUUUCUAUCUGUUAUUGAAUCGAACAUUACGAUCAGAAGAUAUUAAUCAUAUCUUUGCCAUGCGUUAUGUUAUAUUUGAUCUGGAAAAUUACUUGCGACAACAUCGUCAUGAAAACCAUUCUCUUAAAACUGUCUAUCGUGGUCAACAAUUACAUUUGGAAGAAAUACAAGAGAUCGAAGCCAAUAUAGGUGGUCUUAUUGGAUUAGCUGCUUUUUGGUCGACUACACAUUCGGAAGAAACUGCUUUUAAUUUUGCUGAAAUUUGGCCUCGACAUCGAACAGAUUCAGUUGAAAGAGUAAUGUUUUCUAUAAAUAUUCCUUAUGGUAUUCAAGGUCUAUACUCGGAUAUAUCACAAUUCAGUAGAAUAGAGUACGAACUCGAAGUUUUAUUUUCUUUUCGUUCGAUGUUUCGAGUUGAACGAGUGAAAAGAACUGGAACUGAUCGAUUUUGGUAUAUCGAUUUAACUUUGAUUGAUGAGAAUGAUGAACAAUUUGUUUCGAUUAUGCAUCCAUGGUAUUCAUCAACAAAAGAUAUUAUCCGUCAUCGAUCUUUUUUCACACUACAAAAUGUACAAAUUAAUGGGAACUUUUUUCGUAAUUUAACCUUGGAAAAUGGAUCAUUUUUAGCUUUUCAAUUAUUAGUUGAUAUGAUGUUACGAUUAGAUCAAAAUGAAUUUGCUCGUAAUGAACUUUUGCAAGUUUGUCGAGAUUCUUAUGCAGAUGAUCCUAUCGAAUUGAAAAAGAUUGACACAUUCGAACAAACAUAUGAUCCUCGAGAUGCAAUUAAAUGGUAUACGACAGAUUGUUUUCUUUAUCGAUUAAUAAAUCGUUCGUUAAGAACUGAAAGUAUCGAUCAUAUUUUUAAAUUACGUUAUUUUAUUCAUGAUCUUCAUAAUCAACUUGCUCAAAUACAAAAAGAAUUUCUUCGUCUAUUACCAUCAAAUCAAAUCAUUCUACAACUUUAUCGAGGUCUUAGAAUGCAACUACAUGAAUUACAUGAUCUAGAACGUAAUGAAGGAAAUCUUGUUUCGACAGAUACGUUUUUAUCAACAACAAGUGAUUAUGAAGCCGCUCUUUCCUUUUCAGGCGAUGGAAAUGUUGAAGAUAAUUAUGUUUCUGUUAUUUAUGAAAUUACUGUCGAUACAACACUCACACAUUGGAUACCAUUCGCUAAAAUUGAUUAUCAUAGCAUUUUUAAAGAUGAAGAUGAAGUUCUUUUCUCAAUGGGUGCAGUUUUUCGUGUUGGACAAGCUAAACAAUUAAAAGAUCGUUUGUGGAUGAUUGAAUUAACAUUAACAUCAACUGAAGAUGAAUAUUGGAAUGUCUUAACAAAUCAUUUACAUUCUACAUGA